CUUCAAGUGUGUUAAAUAGAGUCAAAAACCCAAGGCGAAGAAGUUUGGGGCAAAGAAACCCCACCACUAUGGUCUCUCUAUUGACUAUAUGCUGGUCUAGUCUUUGGCAGUUGCAGACAAGCAGAGCAGUCCAGUCAACUCCACCCCCCCACGACACGCCAACGAUCAAUCUUCUUCUACUUCCCAAUUUCCCACAAAUUUCCUUGCCUUCAAACGAACCCAAUACCAUUACCCAACACACCAAUCUCUCUUCUUUUUACGCUCAACCAAGACACCUCUCUCACUCUCUCUUCAACUGUUGUACUUCUAUUCUCCUUUCUCAAAUCUUUGCCUUCCAUCUUCAGUACCUGAAACCAAACAAUUAUAUAUUGUAUUAGUCCAUACAUGCAUACAUAUUUGUGAUACAAAAAGAACUGCAGAAUAUCUCCCCAUCAAGCAGCUAAAAUGAACAGGUAUGAGCACAGCACUCCUCUACUCCAUUUCUGCUUAUUUUUCUUCUUGUUAUGUCCUCUGGUCUUCUCUCAACUACCCUCAAACCAAAGAACCACCAUGAUCAAUAUUCUUUCUGAGGCCCUGAUCAACAACACAGAUUUAUCAUGGGACGUUACCACAGACCCAUGUUCAUGGAAUGGAGUUACGUGCACCCAUGGGAGCCUUCCCAUUACCGAAAUCUCUCUAUCUGGGUUUUCCCUCUCCUCCUCAGAUUUUCUACCUCUUCUUUGCCAGAUAGAUUCUUUGGUGAGUCUUGACCUCUCCAACAACAGUCUGGCCUCAAUCCCAGAUGGGUUUAUCACAGAUUGUGGUAAGAUUGGAGGGCUGCAGCUCUUGAAUAUUAGCAGAAACCGGUUAGAUGGUCCCCUGCCUCCUUUUCAUGGUUUUGUUGGGUUGCAGUUCUUGGACUUGUCUUUCAAUUUCUUGAGUGGAAACAUAGGUUUACAGUUAGAAGGAUUGGUUGCCCUGAAAAGUUUGAAUCUUAGUGUCAACCUUUUCAAUGGCCUCAUUCCUACCAACCUUGGGAAAGCUAUGGCUUUGGAGCAGCUUCAGCUCUCAAAGAAUUCCUUCGAACGUGGAAUCCCUGAUCAAAUCAUCGAUUACCAAAAUUUGACCCUGGUUGACUUAAGUGUAAAUAUGCUUUCUGGCCCUGUUCCUGAUAGAAUUGGAGACCUCUAUAAGUUGGAAGUUUUGAUUCUAUCUACCAAUAACUUAAGCGGGAAAAUCCCAGAAACCCUUUUAAGUAUCAAAAGCCUUUCACGUUUUGCAGCCAAUCAAAACAAUUUUGAAGGAACGAUUCCCAGUGGACUUACAAGAUUCCUCAGGAACUUAGACCUUAGUUAUAAUAAGUUAAGUGGGUCGAUUCCUUCAGAAAUAUUGUCACCAUCAAAUUUGCAGACGGUAGAUUUGUCUUAUAAUUUGUUAGAGGGACCGGUACCUUCAAAUAUAUCUCAAAACAUGAUCAGGUUGAGACUGGGAAGCAAUUUGCUUAAUGGGCCAAUCCCUUCUGCAGCAUUUGGAACACUUGAGAAAUUGAUGUACUUGGAGCUGGAAAACAAUAGGUUGACCGGGUCGGUACCUCCGGCUUUGGGUUCUUGCCGGAAUUUGAUGUUGUUGAGUCUGGCAGGGAAUAAGCUGAAUGGUGCAUUGCCGGGACAGUUGGGUGGACUUAGCCAACUUCAAGUUAUGAAGCUUCAGUCGAACAAGCUGGUUGGAGAAAUCCCAGUUGAAAUUACCCAACUACAGAAAUUAUCGACACUGAACAUCAGCUGGAAUUCGCUGAAUGGUUCAAUACCUUCUGCGAUUUCAAGCUUGCAAAGCCUUACUUUCCUGCACUUACAAGGUAACCAUCUCAGUGGUCUAAUACCCAACACCAUUGUCAACAUGGGCUCUCUGUUAGAACUCCAGCUUGGAGGAAAUCAACUUAGCGGUCAGAUUCCAAGGAUGCCAGUAACGUUGCAGAUUGCUUUAAAUCUCAGCACCAACCUCCUUGAAGGGCCUAUUCCAAAAAGUCUUUUACAACUUACUGCAUUAGAAGUUUUGGAUCUCUCAAACAAUAAUUUGUCAGGAGAGAUACCAACAGGUCUGACCCAAAUGGCAGCCUUGACAACGUUGCUCCUUUCUAACAACCAGCUCUCUGGAACUAUUUCAAAGUCAAAUCCAUGGCUUACAUUUGAUGCAAAUGGAAAUAAGGAUCUUAUUAACGCUACAAAAUCAAACACUCCACCAAAAUCAGCCAAGAAGGGAAAAUCGGUUACUGCAGCUUUGGCUAUUGGGUUUGCAGCUGCUCUUUUCGCCGCUGGGGUAGUCAUUGGCGUUGCUGUAUCAAUCUCAAGGCGCUAUUACAGGGUUAAUGAUGAACAAUCACAAUCAGCAGAAGAUCUCCCCCCUCCUCGGGUCCUCCAAGGCAAUCUAUUAACUGCCAAUGCGAUCCACCGAUCGAAUAUCGACUUCACCAAAGCUAUGGAAGCAGUUGCUGACCCAUCAAACAUCCAGCUGAAGACCAAGUUUUCAACCUACUACAAAGCCAUCAUGCCAUCUGGAUCAAGCUACUUUGUCAAGAGGAUUAACUGGAGUGACAAGAUAUUCCAGUUGGGCAGCCAUGAUAAAUUUUGGCGAGAGCUGGAGGUCUUGGGGAAACUGAGCAAUUCAAAUGUCAUGACUCCUUUAGCCUACGUUUUGACAGUUGACAAUGCUUAUCUUUUCUACGAAUUUGCUCCAAAAGGAACCCUUUUCGACAUUCUCCAUGGUAGCUCGGGAAAUGCUUUGGAUUGGGCAAGCAGAUACAGUAUAGCAGUUGGAGUAGCUCAGGGUCUUGCUUUUCUGCAUGGAUGCACCUGUGGUCCGAUACUACUCCUUGACCCAUCAAGCACAAAUAUCAUGCUGAAGUCCCUCAAGGAACCUCAGGUUGGAGACAUUGAGCUAUAUAAGGUGAUUGAUCCCUCCAAGAGCACUGGAAGCCUUUCUAUGGUCGCUGGUUCGGUUGGCUAUAUUCCUCCAGAGUACGCUUACACGAUGAGGGUAACGAUGGCGGGGAACGUUUACAGCUUUGGAGUCGUUCUUCUGGAAUUGCUGACAGGAAAGCGGGCCGUUAGUGAGGGAACUGAGCUGGCCAAGUGGGUCUUGAGCAACUCAGGCAAACAAGAUAAAUGGGAUCGCAUCCUUGACUCCAACGUCAGCAGAACAUCACUCGCCAUUAGAAGUCAGAUGCUUGCAGUCCUCAAGGUUGCUCUUGGUUGCGUAAAUGUAUCACCAGAUGCAAGGCCGAAGAUGAAGAACGUGCUGCGGAUGCUCCUCAAUGCAAGAUAAAAGCCUAGCCUCAUGGGAUGGACCGUCUUAGAAAUUGCAGUUCUAUACUCAUUUCCUACUAGAGUGUAUCUGUAAAAGGGAAAGACUUUUCUUUCCAUGCUAGAAUCGACAAACUUUUAAUUCUUUUCUCCCUCUCCCCCCGACCCCUUUAUCAUGUAUAAUAUAUAUAUAUAGCGAGUUUGGCUUUUAUUGACU
Alnus glutinosa is the source of this 3495-nucleotide messenger RNA. Its product is annotated as leucine-rich repeat receptor-like tyrosine-protein kinase PXC3. The transcript has 2 exons. NCBI's taxonomy places the organism in Eukaryota, Viridiplantae, Streptophyta, Magnoliopsida, Fagales, Betulaceae. The record is from RefSeq and is a predicted model, not a curated record. Gene Ontology annotation, biological process: protein phosphorylation. Gene Ontology annotation, molecular function: receptor serine/threonine kinase binding; ATP binding; protein kinase activity. The coding region runs from base 445 to 3300 and encodes 951 amino acids.